Molecule: messenger RNA, 756 nt
Organism: Lactuca saligna
Lineage: Eukaryota; Viridiplantae; Streptophyta; Magnoliopsida; Asterales; Asteraceae
Source: the annotation of a GenBank genome assembly
AUGGCGAUUGAAAUUGUUUCCUCCAGACCCUUGGAUCCGAGAGCUUCUCCUUACAAUACAAUUUAUCCUCGGGAUUUCUACAUCUACCAUAUUCCUCGACCACUUCCUUAUUAUCGGAUUUUGCCUCAAGUUCUACCACGUCCACCAUAUUUCUGGUCGUACAAUGCUCAUCAACAGCCGUUUCCCGCCAAGUCGUUACCACUACCACUUCCUCCACCACCUUCUCCUGGAAAAAAGAGCAAUUUCUCUCUGGCUUCGGUUCCUUCGGGGCCCAGAAACCCCAAAUCCCGGCUAUCUGGACGCCACCGGAGAGUUAACAAGGCGGUUCACUUCGGAAGCAAUGGUUGCGGCGGAACUGAAAUGACGACGCAGUGGAAGCCGGUGGAGAAAAAAACAACUCUGGAGAAAGUUGGGCGUGGAGGAAAAAGGCGUUGGAAAAACAGAAGUGGAGAGUAUCAAGAGAUUUUGCCACUUGAUACUGAAACUUCAUCUGUCAUGAUCAAAAACAUUCCGAAUAAAUACACGAGAAAGCUGCUGAUACAAACUUUAGACGAUCACUGCAAGCUUGUGAAUCAAAAGAUCAACAAUGACUCCAUUGAUGAGAAGAACCCGAUUUCUGCUUAUGAUUUUCUGUAUCUUCCGAUAGAUUUCAACAAUCGAGUGAACGCUGGAUUCGCGUUUGUGAACUUCACAACUCCAGAAGGUGCUUCGAGAUUUAGGGACACCCUUUCAUGGCAAACAUUGGGACUUCUUUGA